Molecule: messenger RNA, 1011 nt
Organism: Chenopodium quinoa (quinoa)
Lineage: Eukaryota; Viridiplantae; Streptophyta; Magnoliopsida; Caryophyllales; Amaranthaceae
Product: thiocyanate methyltransferase 1-like
Exons: 8
Coding region: 198-884 (228 amino acids)
Molecular function (GO): S-adenosylmethionine-dependent methyltransferase activity
Source: RefSeq, a predicted model, not a curated record
AAAAAAAAAAAAAAAAAGUAACACAAUAUUAUAUACUGUAUAAUAAACUAUACACUAAGGCAGGUGUAUGUAAUAAAAUAUUAACCUCCAUUAGAACGAUAACUUAGCUAUAAAUAGCACUCAUUUAUGUCUAAGUCUUUCACAAAUACAAUCACAAAAAAUAACAAAUAUAAAAAAUAAAAUAAAAAAAUCAUAAGAUGGAGAGUGCUAACAAGAAUAAUGGAGAUGUGAAUGUUGUUGAUCAUAUGAAUCAACACUGGGAGUCAAUGAGACAAUUCCUUCAUUCUCAAACCACCGGUGGGUGGCAAAAAUGUUGGGAGGAAGACCGCACUCCAUGGGAUUUGGGGCAUGUAACUCCUGUAAUCCAGCACCUUGUUCAGACUGAUGCCCUUCCUAAGGGCAGGAUCCUAAUACCCGGGUGUGGCAGGGGUUAUGAUGUCAUAGCAAUGGCCAGCUCUCAGCGCAAUGUUGUUGGACUUGAUUUAUCUGAAGCUGCCAUUACCAAAGCAAAAAAGCUUGCGGCUUCAUCAGCAAAUGCCAACUCUACGACUUUCAUCGUCGACGAUUUCUUCACUUGGCAACCAAAUGAGCCCUUCGAGCUCAUUUUUUACUACACAUUCUUUUGUGCCAUUGACCCAAAGACGAGGCCAGCGUGGGCUAGUCGCAUGGCUGAGCUACUCAAACCAGAUGGAGAACUUCUAAUCCUCAUGUUUCCGAUUAGUGAUCAUGUUUGUGGACCACCUUAUAAAGUAUCUGUUUCAGACUAUGAAGAAGUGCUUGCUCCUUUUGGGUUUAAGGCUAUUUCCAUAACAGAAAACGAGCAUGCAAUUGAAUUUCGCAAGGGUUAUGAAAAACUUGGUAGGUGGAAGAGGACAUCAAACUAAGAACCUUUUCCUAUUGUGCUGCUUGAUGAGAUCAGAAGCUGAAUCAGCAUAUUAAAUGACCUGGCCAUGUAGCCUAUAUAUGCUUUGUUUGUAUUUUAAAGUAUUUUAAUGUUGCUGUACGUCUUUC